AUGGUUCACGAUCUUUUGCUGCGAGGGAAGGGAAACUGGCCAACGGUCAGCCAGUCAAGAGCAAUGGUGAAGCCCACAAGAAAACCGGCGAUAUUCACUCUCUUUCGCUUAUUCCUACUCGAUCAUGUUCCCCUGUUCUUUGGUCAAACGAAAACAUCCGUCAAACAAAGAAUCGACAACAGAAUUACGACACAACAAUCGGAAUGUCAUCAAAUGGCAGUUUUUAACAGUCAAUCGACAAUUCAAGUUGGAGGACGUUGGAAUCAUAGUAAAGGAAGAGUUGACAGGCCAUUUUUAGGUGUUGUUUCGGGAUUAGUCGUUAAUGGCGUAAGAAUUUUAGAAUUAUCAGCCGCCAAAGAUGGGAAAAUAACAUCAAGAGGUGACGUUCAAUUAUUGCCAAUGGGCAGUCUCGUCGAUAAAGCCGCGCCACUACAAAGGAUGCAACAAACUCCCGCUUCAGGAUCCCCGGGUGUCAUGGACGACCUAAUUUUCUCCGGCGCCGGAAGUGGCUGUUCCGGAGAUGACGAGGACGAGGAAUGUACACCUAUUGUCGACAAUGGCGCUGACGAUUUGAUAACGCCAGUUUACGUGGCGCCAACUAGGUCACCAACUGUAUUCAAACCAAAGUACAUUAAUAAGGACAAUAUUCAAAUUCGACCGUCAUGCGACGACGAGGAGGACUGCGAGGAGGGUUCAGGUGAUCCUGGAACAACGCAAGAAGUGUUCGUCACCUCCGCAACUGAUUCGAGCUCGGUGACAUUUACAACACAAAGAGAGAUUGCAACAAGCCACAUCAGCACCUUGACAACAUUGACAGGAUCAACAUCGCCACGAGGAAUUGUGACAGUUGUUUCGACCCUAUACAAUGUCUCAACUGCCGGCACAGAAACAACUCAAACCAGUGCUGUGACAACGCAACGUCAGCGUACGUCAUCAGUGACCAGUACAGCAUCAACGACAACAUCAUCAACAACAACCACCGAAAUGACGGAACGUCACACACCAAUACCACCAGGUGUUGGCGACACUGAAUUUAAACCCUUCACAUUACGUCCCAAAGUGACCAACAACAAUAACAAAAGGAUAACAUCAGAAACAGCAGAGAAUGCAGCAUUAAUUAUCGGCAUUAUUGCCGGUGCACUAAUAGCAAUUGUUCUAAUAAUUUUAAUAAUUCUCAAAUUUAAAAGUCGACCCGAGGCCAAUUAUAAGGUCGACGAGAACAAGACAUUCUGUCAAGAUCCAAAUGCCGCACUCUUAGGCACUGCCGGCACAAAUCAACCCUAUAAUGGUGCCUUGAAAAAUGGCGCCAAUGUCAAUAGGAACGGCAAAAAACGUGAAGUUAAAGACAUUAAAGAGUGGUAUGUGUAAAAUAAACCCAAAUUAAAAAAACAUUAAAAGUGUUAACAAAAAAAAAAAAAAACAUUUUUCUCUCAACUAUUAGGACUAAAAAAGAAAUAAAUAAUCUGAACGAACGAGAGAAAGCAAGCCAAGACUGACUGUUGAACAAAAACACAAAAAACCAAAAAAAAAAAAAAAAAACCAUACA
Messenger RNA from Leptopilina heterotoma, 1546 nucleotides. RefSeq names its product neurexin-3-beta-like. The transcript is spliced from 6 exons. Bases 1 to 1368 code for a protein of 455 amino acids. Lineage: Eukaryota; Metazoa; Arthropoda; Insecta; Hymenoptera; Figitidae. The record is from RefSeq and is a predicted model, not a curated record.